UAAAAGUCUAAUGGCCCCUAAAAAGCAGGAUCAAGAUCCUAAACCUGAACCUCCCCCUGUUACUGGUGAAGCCAAAUCCUCUACUACACCACAAAGUGAUCAUGAAGGGUCAAGUGCUGCUGAAAAUGUCCAAGGUCCAUAUAAUGUAGGAGUCGAUCCAAGAGAAAAUAUACCAGUCAACCAAAGGCCAGGUGCGGCUGAAAAUGCCCGAGGUCCAGAUGAUGUAGGAGUCGAUCCAAGAGAAAAUAUACCAGUCAACCAAAGGCCAGGUGCGGCUGAAAAUGCCCGAGGUCUAGAUGAUGUAGGAGUCGAUCCAAGAGAAAAUAUACCAGUCAACCAAAGGCCAGGUGCGGCUGAAAAUGCCCGAGGUCCAGAUGAUGCAGGAGUCGAUCCAAGAGAAAAUAUACCAGUCAACCAAAGGCCAGUGAAAAAAAAUGAAAAACGUGAUGACUCACAUGCAUGAGACAUGCAUGCAGUCGUCCCUCCUCGUUCAACUUGCAUGAUGACUUAAUUUGGGUUCGUAUCUUUCCUACGUUUGUUGUUGAAGCUGUUGUUGUUGCUUUGCCUUAUUUUAUUUUUCCUUGCCUUGUUUUCUGGGUCAAUAGCCCUACUCCUACGAUUAUGAAUGAGUGGGUGGAAUGCUAGUUGUGUGUUUUUAUUCUCUAUUAUGUUAUCAAUGAAACUAUAUUUAACCA
Quercus robur (English oak) is the source of this 695-nucleotide messenger RNA. RefSeq lists its product as uncharacterized. Bases 11 to 463 code for a protein of 150 amino acids. The transcript is spliced from 2 exons. NCBI's taxonomy places the organism in Eukaryota, Viridiplantae, Streptophyta, Magnoliopsida, Fagales, Fagaceae. The record is from RefSeq and is a predicted model, not a curated record.